Molecule: messenger RNA, 4171 nt
Organism: Galleria mellonella (greater wax moth)
Lineage: Eukaryota; Metazoa; Arthropoda; Insecta; Lepidoptera; Pyralidae
Exons: 6
Coding region: 133-687 (184 amino acids)
Source: RefSeq, a predicted model, not a curated record
AAAUCGAACAGACUUCGGUGAACGGCAUUUUAUGAUUGCAAGCGAUAGAGUGAGCGUGUUUGUGUUUCAUCUAUAACUAGUAUAUUAUCUAUAUUCAGAGUGCAGUUUUCGUGUGCGAAUUUAAAAAAAAAAAUGUCCGUCAAAAUACUCUACUUAAUCAUCUGUGCGAUUGCCGCAACCGCUCAUGGGAAACCCAGCAACUACAAUUAUGUUAAUGCUACCCUGCCUGAAGACUGUAAGAAGAAUUACUGUUUCACGAAAACUCAACACUAUCCAACAGAAUUAAUAGAUAGCAUGCUUGUCGACUUGGACAAUAGUAUUUCUGUGGACACGGAUACAACGACUAAAAGAAUUGGCGAUGAUAUUGACAGUAAUGAUUGCGAGAAGAAUAGCUAUUACCAACCGAUCUACCAAAUAAUCGACGAGAACGACCGCGUGCGGUACGUUGUACAAUCGAAAAAAUUCAAACAGGUUCUUCGUGUCGAGGAAUGCAUGUUGCCGGGACGUCUCACCACUGACUCGAUACACUUCACUGACACUCAACUUCAGUACAUCCACCUGGCUUGUGAGGAAACCUACCUCGACUACGCCUUCUUAGUUCUCUCUCUGGACAGUACUAAAAUCGAGAGCGUGAAGACAAAAGGUGGAAUUCCAGUGAGCUGCGCUUGUAAAGUUAGGAGAUUAUAAUAUUUAUAAUACAACGGACAUAACAUAAUAUUGACACAGUUAAUCUUUUGCUGUGUUUAGUGAAAUUACUAAAGGUUGUUAGUGAAGACGUUCCUAUCACAAGGGUUUCUUAUUUAUUGAACCCUAAUUAACUAUCAAAAAGUGAAGAGACUCGCAGAAAAUCGUAGUGAGUGGCAAGAGCUCCACCGACAAGAGUACAACUCUUAAAUAGGAUAGAUAGAUAUCGGUAACGGUAUCACUAGUAUAACACUAAAAAUGGCCCUAGACAAGAUACAAACGAAUCUAUCGGUUAGUGCGCACGCGAGAAAGUACAAGACGGCGCAUAUUUCCAUCUCAUUCUAUCUCAUGGGGUCGCAAGCGAUAAUGAUUCUGUCAAUAGACUCGUUUGUACUUACUGAGGCGGUAGACGGCAAGUUAGCUAUCAUAGUCGUCUGCACUAUUAUGAUGAAUUUACCAAAAAUUAAUGGCUAUAGUUUCCAGUGAGGACUGUUUGAAAAUCAACUUGAUAGGAUAUGCUUUACUCGUAUUGCUAGCAAUAAGUGUUCGUUACUAACACUCCCUCCGACCCCGACAUAUGGAAAGGAAAACAGAUGAUCGAUGUAAUGAAAAAUGUUAACCAUAGCCUAAAGACAUUAACAGCACUGUGGACGUCAUAGAAUACACUGAGACGCCAGUAUUAACUCAGAAGUGUUACUAUUUCAUGACUUCAAAAACUGUGAUGUAAUUUGUAUACAAUUAUAGUUUUUAAAGUCAAACUAUACAAGAAAUACAUUAUUUUGUACAUACAAAUAAAGUGAAAUACGUCUGCUUUAUUUUCUAAUCGAUGAAUAUGGAUAAAACGAUGAAGAUGAUGAUUUAUUUGUCAACUGACCUUAAUUGACCAAUACUCGUAAAUCAAUUUAAAGGGUAUCGUAGUAUAUUCAUAGUACAUAGUAUAAGGCCAUGUGGUUCCGGCAUAGAACAGGCCACCCCUUCUUUUCCCAUGGCUGUCGUAAGAGGCGCCUAAGGGAACUUAAUAGUCAAGGAAUGAACAGCAGUAUCCCUCUUAAAAUAUCACCAAAGUCUACCUGCGGCUGUCAACCCGUCCGCCAAGUGUGGCAACUACUGGCAAAUCUCCCCUUAUCGGGGAGGCCUAUGUUUAUCAGAGGACAGUGUUCAUAGUGCUAUUCAUGUCUAGCGACGGUUACAACUUUCCAUCAGGCGGGCUGUCACCUUAUUUGCCGUUCUGUGUAUCAUUAAAAAAAAAAUCGUGACUAAUUUACUAGGAAUUAAACACGAUGAUUUCAAGAGAGAGACCCCGCGGCGAACAAUAGAUGUGUAUGAUAAUGAUCUAUGUCGUGUAGGGGAAAUAUAGUUUAUCACUGACUCACCUAAUAUGACUCACUUACUUAUGCUGAUUCAGGUUCAGUAGUGGUCAGUCAGGGGUGGCCAAUCGGUCGAUCGCGAUCAACUGGUCAAACGAUAUAAUAUUUCGCUAAUCUAGCGAAAGAUGCUCAGAUGCAAUAUUCACACUUUAAUAAGUAAUUACUAAGAAUAAUUUUCAGUUUAAAGUUUUCCCUCUUAAUAAAAUAAAAAAUACUACAUUAUUGUGUAGUUAUGGGUGAAAAUGGAAUGGUAAGCCCGCCUGCGCUAACGGGAUACGCUGGAGGAGCACCAGUGAAGGGUGAUUGAUGAGAAUGAAAACAGGCCAGUUAGCCCAUCAUGAUGAAUUCAUCAGGAAUUAACCAUGAUAGUUUCCAGGGGGAACCGCGAGGAGAUCGACCUGGUUGGGUAUAUUGCUAGCAAUGGGAUUCUUAGUCUUCAUUACUAGUAAUCCCUUUCCCCCCUAAUUAUUGUGUAGUUAACUAUGUUGUUUUAUUUGAGGUUUCAAGAAAUAUGUAAUUAGUAGAUCGCACAGGGUUAUUGUAAACAAUAGAUCUUGGGUCUAGUCAAGUUAGCUUGUCCUGCUUUAAUACAUACGUACUAGCAUACGAAUAAUCGCUAUGUUAAAGAAAAUAGUUUUCUAUAAUUGGAACCGAUACAUAUUAAUGAAAAUGUAAUAAUAAUAAAUAAUAAUAAAGGAAUAAUUGAUACGACCAUAAAAGACUACUGAUGUUUUUAAAUAAUCAAUAAAUCCAUUGACAAUUUCGAUUUGUUACUAAAUUCAUUUAGAGAGUAUUUCUGUGAUAUUUUUUAAAUUUAUUUCACAACACUUAGUUUCUCUUACGAGUAACAACUGUAUUACCUUUUUUUUAUACAUUAAGUAAAAUCUAAGACAUGAGUAAUAAAUAUAUAGAUAGAUAUUUAAUUGUAUUAUCCGUUAUCACAAAUUUAUUUUGGUGCAUUAAUAUACAUAUAAAAAUACGUAUUCAUGUAUUUAAAUGAUGCAAUAAAUUAAAUUAAAAAUUAUAAUAUGUAAACCUUAACCUGAAAAUGGUCAAUAGUGUGAAUAUUAUUUAUAUAUAUAUAUAUAUAUAUAUAUAUAUAUAUAUAUAUAUAUAUAUAUAUAUAUCAUUAUUUGGGUUGUGACUCCUUGAUGAACUUUUAUUGUAUUUUUUUUAUAUACCAAUAAUCGUUACAAAUACCUGUACAUAUUUUUUAUUGUAUAGUAUUUUUAUUAUUUUUUAUAAGGAAAAGAUUUCGAUUGUUCUAACAUCAUUAUAAGGUGUAUUUUAAAACAAUAUUUACAAGCUGAUCCGACAAACGUGUCAUUCUCUAAAAAGCUAUUAGAAACAAUUUGUUUGAUAAAAACUUAGAUAAAAAUUAAAAAAAAACAAUAGUUUUUAGAUAAUUUUUCCAAUUUAUCGCUUAAUUUUAGACCUUCCUAGGACUAUAAUGGAUAUUAAUAGAAAAAUAUUUCGUUUUGUGUUUAGCAACAUGUUUAGCGAACAAUUUUUAUUUAUGUUGAUGUGUGUUUGAAGAUCUAUAUUGGAAAUAUGUCCAUUAAUUGCUACUGGUUGAUAUUUAUUUUCAGUAUUAGAAUAUAUUUUCUAAGAAAAUUUUAUAUUUUAAUUUUAUUAAAUAAUUUUCUAUAAUUUAUUUUUAAUUUAAUUUAAUUUUCUAUAAAUUAUUAUUAAUCAAUAAUAGAUACAAGAAAAUUAUUAAAAAGCGAAUCAAUUAAAUAAAAAAUAUUCCACAAGUAAAAAAGUGGAAUAUAAAAAAGAAAAAUUUUGUGUAAAUAUAAUAGUUAUAAAAUUUCAAAUAAUAAUAUACCUUUUAUGAGUACUGUCGCUGAAUAGCUGAAUAACCUGUACAAAGUUAUAUUUAACUUUUAAAUUGAUAAUUUAUUAUACCAUAUCGUAGAUAAACUGAUGGCUGUAUUUAUGAUAAAAUUAUUGAAUAUUUUAAAUAGCCCUAGCAAUGUAAUAAUGUAAAAACAUUAUUUGCAAUAAUGUUUGAAUGCAAUUAAUUAUGUAUUGCUGCAUAAUGUUAAAAAUUAUAAUAAUAAUAAUACAUAGACACAAUACUGGCUGUAACUAGAAAUAUAUUUGUAUUUAUUACAAUA